AUGGACCCGACAGAAACAGGGGAUUACACUCCACCCGCCUUGAACAGCCCUUACAGGCCAUCCUUCUCAGAGAUAUGCACCUACUACAUCAACCUGUAUCCUCCCAAGCAGUGGUGGCACUAUGACUACAUUGCUGGAUUUGCCUCCUCCACUGACAUUGAGGUGAUGCACGUGAAAACUUCCGGCCGCGAAGUCAGAGCCUCGGCGGAUGCUUCGCUGCCGUGGACCACUCUGGAUAUCCAGCAUGGGUGGUUCUCUUAUUAUGCCCCAGGCUCUGGCGUGUACAUGAAUACCGGCAACACUGUGGCGGCAGAGAACAAGCUCGCCUUGCUGAAUUACUUUGGGUACAACUUCACAUACCUUGCCACACUUGAACUUUACUUCACAAACAAAACCUCGCGCUACUUUCCAGGCGACAACAACGGCCAGCCAGACGUGAUCAGCAACUAUGCCAAGUAUGUGUCUCCCAGCACAGCCGCACUGGGCCUGCCGACCCUUCUUGAAGUCGCCGCCUACGGCCGGCCCGACAAUGUGCCGGAAGGCUUUGAGCUGGCCGACCUCUACCAGGCAUGGCGGCUGCUCCUGUCACAAAUCAGCGGUCUUAUCAUGCAAAAUGAUUAUAACGUCAACCGCCUGGCCUCCGCGUUUGACUUUGACUCGCUGCUGGUCAACGCGGCCGAAGCGCGCGGCUACACGACGGCGCAGAUCACCAUCCAGCCGAACUCCAACGGCGGCUGGGCGCAUGAGGUGAUCCUUACUACGCCCGUGUCGCCCACCAUCGGCAGCUGGACGCAGUGGUUCAACUACGUCAUAUCUCAGAGCUCGCUGCGCGACCCCUGCCAGGGCGAGUUCACAACCUCGGCCGGCGGCCUGCCGCACGAUAGCACGCUCACGGCGACCGCCGUCUGCGAUUGGAACACCACCAUCUACUACUGUGUCUACUGCGACCUGCAGAAUAUCAAGGGUGUCUGCGGCGACGACCGGCCCCAAGGGUAA
Coccomyxa subellipsoidea C-169 is the source of this 996-nucleotide messenger RNA. RefSeq lists its product as hypothetical. The coding region runs from base 1 to 996 and encodes 331 amino acids. The transcript has 6 exons. The record is from RefSeq and is a predicted model, not a curated record. NCBI's taxonomy places the organism in Eukaryota, Viridiplantae, Chlorophyta, Trebouxiophyceae, Coccomyxaceae.